This is a messenger RNA of Mycena indigotica, 618 nucleotides long. RefSeq lists its product as uncharacterized. The record is from RefSeq and is a predicted model, not a curated record. NCBI's taxonomy places the organism in Eukaryota, Fungi, Basidiomycota, Agaricomycetes, Agaricales, Mycenaceae. The transcript has 5 exons. Bases 1 to 618 code for a protein of 205 amino acids.
AUGGAACCCGCUCUUACUUACGGCGUGCCCCUCCCUCCAUACAUGCAAAACGAGACCAUCGUUUUACAAGUGGACGACAGCACACGAAUGCAACGAGGCUCGACAGAGGUUCGGCUUGUUAAAGACAUAGCCGCCAAUACCACAGGCAGAUUCUGCCUCAAGUUAAUUGGUUCUUUGAGAGUUAUAAGUGAUGACCCUUAUUCGGGUGUACACGGACAAAAAGUUCUUAUUCUUUCGCGGCCUGACGGUAUUCACGGGGAUUCAUUCCAAUCUACCCUUAAUGCUCUAGCCCAACUCACCGGUGGGACGACGCGCGGUAUCCGAUCGCCGUUCUCAAUUCGUCGGUGUUUUGUUCAAGCUUCUGGACGGUCUUCGGGUCGCAUCCUCGUGGAGUACGGUGACAAGACUCUCAAGACCAAAUUAGACUUGAAUCGGUCCCGUCACGUACCACUAGCAGAGGCGGACUGCCCGAUUUUGGAACCCGGAGCGCUUAUUCAUGUAGAGGCUCUUAUUGCUCGUGAAGAUCAGCCACUUUACGACGGGGAGCUAUGGGAAACAAGCUGGGUUCUCCGGGCGUUAGUUGUACGCCACGUGUACUCUUCCGGGGCUCCUCUGUAG